GAGGGGGAGGCCGCCUUUCCGGCGCGCGCCGUUGGGGGGCUCCGGGCCGAGGCCGAGGCUGCGGGCGCCGCCCGGACCGCCUGGAAGAGCAGCGCCGGGAGAGCCUCCGGAGAGCAGAGGCCGAGAGAGGCGUGGGGCGGGCCGAGCGCCUGCCGCGUGGAGGGCCGUGGACCGAGCGCUCGGCGGAGCGAAGCCGGAGCCCCCCCCCCGUCCCGGGACGGUGGACGAUGACGGCAGAGUCGAGGUGGGAAGCCACCCUGGAGCCUCGGGAGCAGGAGGGAUUUCCGCUGGUGAAAACAGAGGAGGAGGAGGGGCCCUGGGAGGCCGAAUCCAGCCCCCACGGAAGCGGCAGGAUCUUCCAGCAGCGCUUCCGCCAGUUCCGCUACCAGGAGGCGUCGGGGCCCCGCGAGGCCCUGGGCCGCCUGCGGGAGCUGUGCCAUCUGUGGCUGAGGCCCGACCGGCGCACCAAGGAGCAGAUCCUCGACCUGCUGGUGCUGGAGCAGUUCCUGCUGGUCCUCCCGGAGGAGAUCCAGGCCUGGGUGCGGCUCCACCGGCCCGAGAGCGGCGAGGAGGCCGUGGCCGUGGUGGAGGAGAUGCAGGGCGAGCAGAACGAGCCGGGGCAGUGGUUCAGCGAGGAGAAGUUCGUAGUCCCGGCCUGCGGGUCCCGAUCGGAAGCGCUCGAGGAAGACACGGAGGCCCCGGGAGCCUCCCAGGAGUCACUCGCCACCUCUCCCCAACCCGGUUCGUCACCGGCGCAGACGGAGGCGGGAUCCCUUCAGCCCGAGAUGUCGCUCCACCUCCCCAAACACGAUAACCCGGCCGAAACGGAGGGGAGGGAGUCGCUGUCGGCGAAGGAGGGCACGUUUGAGAAGGUGGGUUUCCAGAGACCCUUCCGGGGAAGACGCCAACCCAACAUCCUCACGGCCUCGGCGGGCGGAAACACCGGCGAGCCCGAAGGCAGGUUAGAGAGCCAGCGCGGCAGGCCGGCCCGGGGCAGACCCAGAAGAGCCGCUCCCGGGGGCGGAGACUUUAAAAAGGUCAGAGAGGCCCAGAAGAGACCCGCCGCCGAGAAGAGGUCGUACGAGUGCAACGAGUGCGGCAAGGCCUUCAAGUGGAGCUCCAACCUGCGCGCCCACGAGCGGAUCCACACCGGGGAGAACCUCCGCAGGUGCGACGACUGCGGGAAGGCCUUCAGCGCCCGCUCCACGCUCAUCAUCCACCAGCGCAUCCACACCGGCGAGAAGCCCUACCAGUGCAGCGAAUGCGGGAAGGCCUUCAGCCAGCACUCGUCCCUCAUUUAUCACGAGCGGGUGCACACCGGCGAGAAGCCCUACAAGUGCAACGAGUGCGGGAAGAUCUUCAAGAUCAGCUCCAACCUGCGGGCCCACGAGAGGAUCCACACCGGGGAGAAGCCCUACGAGUGCAACGAGUGCGGGAAGGCCUUCCGAAACCGCUCCACCCUGAAGACCCACCUGAGGAUUCACAGCGGAGACAGCUGCCCCGCCCAGCGGCCGGCCCCCGCCGGGGCCCAGGGAGGCUUCGGCGGGCCCCCCCUCUUCCCCGUCGAACCGUUCGAGGACCGGGGUCAGGUCCCGGCGGUCACCGGCCCGUGAGAGCGCGCCCCGGCCUCCCCCCCCCCCAGGGAUCUGGGGGGCGACGCCGCCCGUCCUCGGCGCCCGAAAUCCGCGUGCAGUUCU
This is a messenger RNA of Ornithorhynchus anatinus (platypus), 1697 nucleotides long. RefSeq names its product zinc finger protein 397. Gene Ontology annotation, molecular function: DNA-binding transcription factor activity, RNA polymerase II-specific; RNA polymerase II cis-regulatory region sequence-specific DNA binding. The record is from RefSeq and is a predicted model, not a curated record. Lineage: Eukaryota; Metazoa; Chordata; Mammalia; Monotremata; Ornithorhynchidae. The coding region runs from base 228 to 1613 and encodes 461 amino acids. The transcript has 4 exons. Gene Ontology annotation, biological process: regulation of transcription by RNA polymerase II.